GUGCCCACAAAAUUUCAAAAACCCCCUCAGCUUUUCUGCUCUAAUUCCUCCCAUUUCCGCUCUCUAGGGAUUUUGAAAAUGGAUGGACAUGACACUGAAAAUGCUAAGCAAAGUACUGCCGACAUGACUGCAUUCGUGCAAAAUCUUCUCCAGCAAAUGCAAUCUAGGUUCCAGACAAUGUCAGAAUCCAUCAUUUGUAAAAUUGAUGAGAUGGGAAGCCGAAUUGACGAGUUAGAGCAGAGCAUCAACGAUCUUAGAGGCGAGAUGGGUCAAGAAGGAGGGUCUCCAUCUCCUUCAGCUCCAGCAAAGAGUCGGGAAGAGCCCAAGUCGGCUGAAGAUAGCUAAAUGCUAAUGCAACAAUGGGUGUGUACAUUUCCUCACUGAGCAUCCUAAACCUAUUAUUGGUUGCAGUAUCACUCUUAUCAACCAGUAUCUCUACUGGAUCUUAAAACUUUCAUUCGAAAAUAUUUGGUUUGUUUGUUGUGACACCAAUUUGAUGCAGUGCUUUGAUAUAUAAUAUCUAUUGAGGGACA
This is a messenger RNA of Andrographis paniculata, 533 nucleotides long. RefSeq names its product heat shock factor-binding protein-like. NCBI's taxonomy places the organism in Eukaryota, Viridiplantae, Streptophyta, Magnoliopsida, Lamiales, Acanthaceae. Gene Ontology annotation, biological process: cellular heat acclimation. Gene Ontology annotation, cellular component: cytosol; nucleus. The transcript has 5 exons. Gene Ontology annotation, molecular function: transcription corepressor activity. Bases 79 to 345 code for a protein of 88 amino acids. The record is from RefSeq and is a predicted model, not a curated record.